Molecule: messenger RNA, 2042 nt
Organism: Anastrepha obliqua
Lineage: Eukaryota; Metazoa; Arthropoda; Insecta; Diptera; Tephritidae
Gene: Mccc2
Product: probable methylcrotonoyl-CoA carboxylase beta chain, mitochondrial
Exons: 4
Coding region: 119-1867 (582 amino acids)
Biological process (GO): L-leucine catabolic process
Cellular component (GO): methylcrotonoyl-CoA carboxylase complex; mitochondrion
Molecular function (GO): methylcrotonoyl-CoA carboxylase activity
Source: RefSeq, a predicted model, not a curated record
AACAGCUGAUCACAUUAUCAGUGCUAUCGCAGGUGAUGUAACUUUGUUCAGCAUUAGAUCUAGCUGUUAUCCCUUCUGUUGUUGUUAGUUUAAUUUACUUUGCUAAUAUCAAUAAAUUAUGUUGAAGUUAGUAUCGGCAUUUAGAAAUCCUAUUACACAGCAUUCCUCUCGAUGCACAGUGCGGCUUUUGCAUGUUGGCGAUGCAGAUAAUUUGUCAACCUCAAUUGAUAAGACCUCCCAUGAGUUUAAGGAAAAUUUUAAUCAAAUGACUAAAUUGGUAAAUGAGUUGAAUGACAUCACUCAGAAGGUUCUGGGCGGUGGUGGCCCUACAGCAAACGAGCGUCAUACUUCACGAGGCAAACUAUUAGCCAGGGAACGCGUUAAUUUAUUGCUGGACAGAGGAUCAUCAUUUCUGGAAUUAAGCACUUUGGCAGGCUAUGAACUCUACGGGAAAGAAAUCGUGAACUCUGGUGGUAUCGUUACUGGUAUUGGCAGGGUGUGUGGAACUGAAUGUGUUGUCGUUGCCAAUGAUGCUACGGUUAAAGGAGGUUCCUACUAUCCAAUAACUGUGAAAAAACAUUUGCGCGCCCAGGAGAUUGCUCGAGAAAAUCGUCUACCAUGUAUAUACUUAGUAGAUUCAGGUGGAGCAAACUUGCCACGCCAGGCGGACGUAUUUCCCGACAAGCUGCAUUUCGGGCGCAUCUUCUAUAAUCAAGCCACCAUGUCUGCAUUAGGUAUUCCACAAAUUGCAGUUGUAAUGGGCAGCUGCACUGCUGGAGGAGCAUAUGUUCCCGCAAUGGCAGAUGAAAGCAUUAUUGUAAAACGGCAAGGUACUAUAUUUCUAGCAGGUCCGCCGUUAGUAAAAGCUGCUACCGGUGAAGAGGUUUCUGCUGAGGACUUGGGCGGUGCUGAUUUACAUUGUAAAACUUCCGGAGUGACUGAUCAUUAUGCUGUUGAUGAUGAACACGCUCUGUACUUGGCCAGACAAGUUGUGCGAAACUUAAACUUUCCCUCAACAAAUAGUUACAAUGAACAGUUGUUGUACUCAAGUCAAAAGGCGAGCAAAUCAAUCAAGGCUGACAACAUGGAGUUAAUUGAAGAGCCAAAGUACGACCAACGCGAUUUGUAUGGAAUUGUAGGUACCACACUAACCAAGAGUUUUGACGUGCGUGAGGUCAUAGCACGUAUAGUCGAUGGGAGCCGUUUUACAGAAUUCAAGAAACUAUAUGGUGAAACUUUGGUAUGCGGUUUUGCCAAACUUUAUGGCCAUACAGUGGGCAUAGUCGGCAAUAAUGGUGUACUCUUUUCGGAAAGUGCUCUUAAAGGCGCCCAUUUUAUUCAGUUGUGUGCUCAACGUAAUAUACCAUUGAUAUUUUUGCAGAAUAUUACCGGGUUUAUGGUAGGCCGUGAUGCGGAGGCCAAUGGUAUCGCAAAGAAUGGCGCUAAAAUGGUUACAGCUGUGGCUUGCGCGAAUGUGCCAAAAUUCACGGUUAUUAUCGGAGGUUCUUAUGGCGCUGGUAACUACGGUAUGUGUGGCCGUGCGUAUUCGCCACGUUUUCUUUACAUGUGGCCAAAUUCCCGCAUUUCCGUGAUGGGUGGCGUUCAGGCAGCUAAUGUACUCGCGCAGAUAACUGCAGAUCAAAGGAAACGUGCUGGAAAAAGUUUUACCGAGGAAGAAGCAAACCAGUUGAAAGCUCCCAUUAUAGAGACAUUCGAAAAGGAGGGCUCGCCAUAUUAUAGUACAGCUCGUUUGUGGGACGAUGGAAUUAUUGAUCCGGCCAACACACGUCUAGUUUUGGGCCUAAGUUUAAAAGCGGCUUUAAAUAAUGCUGGACAGUCUACACGAUUCGGUGUAUUUCGUAUGUAAAAGCGUUAAGGAAGAAAUCAGACAUUUAUUGCAUUUAUAUUUUAGAUACACUUUGUAUCUGGUUGUGAAUAGUUAUUGUAAACGGUUGCAUUUAUUAGAAUUAAGAAUAGUUUUUUUUACCUAUUAUUAUUUUUUUAGCUUGAAAAUACACAUUUCAAUUAAUGAAAAGUGAUAA